Messenger RNA from Ustilago hordei, 3567 nucleotides. RefSeq lists its product as uncharacterized. NCBI's taxonomy places the organism in Eukaryota, Fungi, Basidiomycota, Ustilaginomycetes, Ustilaginales, Ustilaginaceae. The transcript has a single exon. Bases 1 to 3567 code for a protein of 1188 amino acids. The record is from RefSeq and is a predicted model, not a curated record. Gene Ontology annotation, biological process: mismatch repair. Gene Ontology annotation, molecular function: ATP-dependent DNA damage sensor activity; mismatched DNA binding; ATP binding. Gene Ontology annotation, cellular component: nucleus.
AUGCCGCCACCCUCCCAAAAAGCCCCUGGUCAAGCAACCAUCAGCGCAUUCUUCAAGCCCAAGCCCGGCCAAUCCUCCCCUUCAAGCUCCACUGGAAUCGCCAAAGCAUCACAACCAGAUCCCAUCAACACCAGAAACGGCCACUCAUCCCGCGGACCCACCUUCCCUGACGCUGCUUUCACCUCCAGCUUCGAACCUCCACAUAAGCGUUUUCGCCUCAACGAUAAGGAUGAUCGACCGAGACGAGAAACAAUCGAUCGUAUGGGAAAGUGGAAAUUCGCCCCCGUCAAGCCCUCGGAUAGUCAAGAAGCAGUUGUAGAGGGAGAGGCGACGCAAAGUGAGAACGGACAAUCGCAAAAGGAAGGUGCGAGGAAGGAGGCGUUCAGGAAGAAGCUGAUAGGGAGCAACUUUGCGAUUGACAGGCAUGCUAGAAAUCAGAUGCAAAUCGAGGAGAUGGCUUCUCGCGAUACUUUCUCGCCACGUAAGAGGGCCACGACUGAUGCAAACGAUGACGACGAAGCCAUCGUUAUCGAUGAUGAUGAUGGUGGUGGAGAGGAAGCAGGCGACAGUGAAGGCAACUCCACUACGAACCGAUUCGGCAAGUUCGCCUCCACCACAACCACCUCCUCAUCUUGGCGAGGAAGUAAGUUAAAGGGCAAGGGUAAAGCCACCGCCGACACCGACGCCGUCCUGACCUACACUCCACUCGAAAAGCAAAUCCUCGAACUCAAAUCUCUUCAUCCUGGAGUGCUGCUCAUCAUCGAAGUUGGCUACAAACUCAAGUUUUACGGCGAAGACGCCCGUAUCGCAUCCAAAGAACUCAACAUCAUGUGUUUUCCCGAACGCAAUCUUCUCACCGCCAUGAUUCCCGUCCAUCGCUUGCAUAUUCAUGUCAAAAAACUUAUCUCAGCAGGGCACAAAGUUGGGGUGGUGCGACAGAUUGAAACCCGCGCACUCAAAGCCGCGUCCAAGAAUGCCUACACUCCCUUCGUGCGCAAGUUGACUGCGUUGUAUACCGCUGGUACGUGGAUUGACGAUCUUGCAAGCUCGGACGAUAUGGGAGCGGGUUUGGGGAUCGGGGAGGGAUACACCAACCAGCCGAAAUCGUUGAUGGCGAUUGUGGAGCAGAGUGAGGGGGGUAAUGGUGCCGAGGAUAGGGUUUCGAUCGGAUUGGUGAGUGUUGAAGUGAACACGGGGUUUCUAACGUAUGAUCAGUUCUCGGAUGGUCAUGCGAGGAGUGAGUUGGAGACUAGAAUUGCGCAUUUGGCGCCAGCCGAGGUUUUGGUGGGGAAAGGGUUGAGUAAGCCUACGGAGAAGAUCAUUGGGUUUUUGUUAGGGAGUGGUGCGGAAGAGGGGGGAGGGGUGAGGAUUGAGAGGAUGGAAUCGAAGCCGGAUUACAAUAUGGCGUUUCAGGCCGUUACGCAGUUUUAUAGGGAUAGAGGGAUCGAUACCGAGGAUGAGGUUCGCGAGAAUGACACUCCUAGCGCCGCAAGUCCCGCAGAUGGAGCUGGUGAUGGGAAUGGAAAAGCUUCACCAUUCAUGUCCCUCAUCCUCACCCUUCCCCAUUUAUCGCUCAUCGCUCUAUCCCAAAUCAUCACUCACCUGCAAGCCUUUCAGCUGGAAUCAAUCUGCACACUCUCGACCAAUUUCGCCUCGUUCUCUUCCCGGACUACGAUGCUUCUCAAUGCGUCAACACUUGCCAACCUCGAAAUCUUCCGCACUUCUGACGAACAAAGCGAAAAAGGAUCCCUCAUUUGGCUCCUCGACAAGUGUAAAACUGCGAUGGGCCGUCGGUUGUUGCGCAAGUGGGUGUCCAGACCUCUCACAGAUAUUAGUGCUCUAGAGGAGAGACUGGAUGCGGUGCAAGCGUUGGUUGAGGGGAAAAGCUACGUUCUUCGCUCGCUCCCAAACCUGUUGCAUGGCUUGCCUGACUUGGAGAGAGGGUUAGCGAGAAUGACGUACGGCCGAGCAACGCCCACUGAGCUAGCUACCGUACUGUUAGGGUUGAACCGUGUCACGCAGGAAUAUCGACCAGAAGAAGACGAAGCCUGGAACCUCUCAUCCACCCUCCUACACCAUCAUAUCCUCUCGCUAACUCAAGGCAAGGCAGCAGUCGAAAAAUAUAUCAACCAGAUAUCCAUAAAAGAAGCCCGGGCGAACAACAAACCUGACCUAUUCCCUGACCCGGAUCUCUACCCAGCCAUCCAAGCAGCAAAAGACAACAUCGCCAUAAUCGAAGGCGAACUCCGGGAGCACCUUCGCGAAAUCCGAAAAGUGUUGCAUCGACCCAGUUUGGAAUUCGUAACUGUAGCAGGGGUAGAUUAUCUAGUGGAAGUGAGAGUGGCAGAUGCGAAAAAGGUACCGGCGGAAUGGUUAAGGGUUAGUGCAACGAAGAGUAUGGUUCGGUUUCAUACGCCUCAGGUUUUGCAGAUGGUGAAAAGGAGGGGUCAGUGGAAGGAAACUUUGGAUGCGGAGGCGGAUUUGGCGUUUAAGGGGUUUAUCAAGGGGAUGUGUGGACAGGAGUAUGUGGUGUUAAGGAAUGUGGUGAAUUCGCUCUCUGUGUUGGAUGUGCUGGUUUCGCUUGCGCAAUUAGCGGCGAGUUCUGGGUAUUCUAGGCCGAAGUUUAGUCAGGAUAGCAAGGGGGAGGAAGAGGAGGAGCCGAAGAUCGAGGUCAGCGGCAUGCGCCAUCCAAUUCUAGAGGUGGUUUCACCUCUGCCGUAUAUUCCGAACGAUCUCACCCUUUCAUCGGCGGACCCAAAUUCAAGGGCGAUGUUGUUGACGGGGUGUAAUAUGGGCGGAAAAUCAUCUAUAGUCCGUACCCUUGGUCUUCUCGUUAUCCUAGCUCAAAUCGGAUCUUUCGUCGCAGCGACCUCAGCAAGGCUCUCUAUUCACGAUUCGGUGUUCGUUCGGAUGGGAGCUAGAGAUUCUCCGUUUAGCGGGAAAAGUACGUUUAUGAUCGAGGUUAGUGAAACUGCCGAGAUUCUGCGCAGUAUCACUCCUCGUAGCCUAGUGAUCCUGGACGAACUCGGGAGAGGAACUAGCACGUACGAUGGCUUAUGCAUCGCUUCUGGAGUUCUCGAGUACUUGCUCGGGUUGGACAAGAGGAUGCCAAACGUUGUGUUCAUCAGUCACUACUUCCAGCUAGGAGAACUCGAGGGCAAGUGGAAAGGGAAGGUGGGGAAUUGGCACAUGGGUUUCCUCGAAACCAGUACCACCGAUUUCGAAGAUUUUGAUGGACUAAGUGACGACGAACCAGCCGCCUCAGGCAAGAGUGGGGGAGUGGGAGGAGGAGGAGGAGGGAAAGGGCAGAUCGAGUUCCUGUAUAAGUUGAGAAGAGGGAUUGCUAGUAAAAGUUUUGGAAUCCAUUGUGCCAGGUUGGCUGAUUUGCCGAGAGUCAUCCUUGACAGUGCAAGCCGAAUUUCGGCUGAGCUGGAGCGCAAACAUUACAAGCUCAAGCGGGGGAGGGAGAGAAGAGCGGUGCUGAAGUCAGUCUUUCGGCCGCGGGUUGAUGAAUUGGACGAGGCGAGUUUGGAGGUUGUCAGGAGUGCAAGCUCGACUCUUGUCUAA